UCGGAUUCAUUCACACCAGUGCUGCCACUCUUUCUGCGACGUCUCCCCAGGACACCACAAUGUCUUUGAGGAUUCUCAUGUUCCUGGCGGUGAUGAGUGCGGUCACCGGCAGUCCCAGUUCAACCGUCGCACCUGAGGCUACGUCACAGAACCAGACCGUAAAUCCAACCGGUGCAGCAGUGGACGGAGGAGUGAGUCCUGACUCUACCAACGAGAUCCAAGAGUCAGACCUGAACGAGCCCCAGGAGGAUGAGAUGGAAACCGGUGUGCUGAACCCCGAUCACUAUCCUGCCCGGAGAGCAGCCCGGGUGGUCCAACACUACCUCAACACCCGCUACGGCUCACCGUACAAGGUGUUCCACCUGGACACGGUCCACAGUGCCACUGCAGAGAACGUGACUGACUCUGGCAGAAAGUACCAGGUGGAAUUCUCAGUAAAGGAUAUGAUUAGCAAAAAAUCAGUGAAAUCCUCUGCAGAGGUGUUCUUUCCCAAGUUGGAUGAAGCGACAGAGAAGCAGCUGCAGGAGCUGUGGUACCAGCAGCAGCGGCUGCAGCAGCAGCACACACCUGUGGUCACAAUCUCAUGUCAGGAACCGUUGGCAAUUGAUACUAAAGCCCAAGAGGAGGCCUGGUACCAACAGAACAAGGUCAACCAAAGCCUGGUUUCACAGAAUUUACCAGACAGUCACGGUCACAUUGAACCUGGCAUGGAGCCUCUGUGGCACCUGGGCAUCGUGGCAUCCAGCUUCAUCAUGCUGAACCAGUCCACUGAAAACACUCUGUACAACAUGGCUCAGGUGGCCAACGUCACACAGCUGGAAACUGAGAACGAGCAGCUGAAGUUUGAAUAUGACAUACUGCUGCAUGACAUGGUGUCUCAGGAAAUCCCUCGUUGGAGAAUGCAGUUCACCUGGUCCCCUACAGAGGGAGUCAGAGUGCUGCAGAUGCAGCAUCUGCCUAAGUGCCAUAACUGUAAACUUCCUGAGACAAACUGAACUGCCAACUGUCCUCACGCUGCAGCAACAACCAAACUGUGUGUUUGUGAUGGGGUUCUUUUUUGUUUUUACCGACGUACAUCAGAGAAUAUGAUAAUAAAUGAUUACAUACUUCACCUGCGGUAUUGAAGUGUUUAAGAAAAUUCUGCCCAAAUAAAAUGUCAAUACCUGAAAUGUG
Messenger RNA from Cynoglossus semilaevis (tongue sole), 1173 nucleotides. It is a transcript of the gene lxn, whose product is annotated as latexin. Lineage: Eukaryota; Metazoa; Chordata; Actinopteri; Pleuronectiformes; Cynoglossidae. The transcript has 7 exons. The record is from RefSeq and is a predicted model, not a curated record. Gene Ontology annotation, molecular function: metalloendopeptidase inhibitor activity. The coding region runs from base 60 to 995 and encodes 311 amino acids.